AACCAGGCGCAGCAAACGUCAAUAAUGGUUGACUUUUGGAUUUUUAUGUCGACGUGCGCAUCAUGGGGUGGAGGGAUCCUCGCGUGUGUAAACUCCAUCCACCCGGUUCUCAGCAAGCCACCAGAGGGCGCCCAAGACUGGCACGUUAACAACCCGGAAGUUUAAGCGCACGUAAAGGGUUUUAAUUUAUGUUGAUUUUCCCACCAGCAGAAAAAUAACGGACGUUUUUGUUCUGCUGUGUGUGAUAACUCGUCUACAACAUGCCAAGAACGAAGACAAAACAGCAGCAUAAGAAGGGGAGCGACACGGCGGUGCAGGGAACCAACGACAGCAGUGUGGUGAGCAAGGCUUCUGCUGCAGCUCGGGGCUACUUCAGGGACGCCUUCCUCCAGCAUUUUGUGUGCAGGGUGGCCAGAAGGGCGCCUCUCAUCAACAGGGGCUACUAUGUCCGCUGGAGAGCUGUGGACCACUGUGUCAGAAGGUUCCUGCAGGUCACUGCAGGCUGCCCUAAGAGACAGAUCUUGUCGCUGGGUGCUGGGUUCGACUCGCUGUAUUUCCGCCUGCGUGCAGAUGGAGACUUGGAUAGAGCUGUCGUGUAUGAGCUGGAUUUUGCAGAUGUGGCUCAGCGUAAAGCUGCUCUGAUAGCUGCUAAUGAAACUCUGGGAGGAAUGUUAGAUUCUUGUCUGCCUUCAUCUCCAGGGCCCGUUUAUGUGUCCAGCAGCAUGUACCAGCUGCUAGGGGUGGACAUUAGAGAGGAGGCCCAGGUAGAGGAUGCUCUGAGUGCAGCCGGACUGCACUGGGCUGCCCCUACCCUGGUUCUCUCUGAAGUGGUGCUCACCUACAUGGAAACAGACAGGUCCGACGCCACAAUCAGCUGGGCAGCAAAGCUCCUGCCACAGUCCGUCUUUGUGAUGUACGAGCAGAUCUGUCCACACGAUCCGUUCGGUCGCAUCAUGCAGGAACACUUCCUGAAGCUGAAUUCAACUCUGCACGCCCUCCGACAGUACCCGGACACGAGAGCGCAGAGACACCGGUUCCUUACCAAGGGCUGGGACUGCUGUGUGUGUCUGGACAUGAAUGACUUCUACUUGAGGCUAAUCCCAAAGGAGGAGCGGGAUCGUGUGGAGAGCUUGGAGCCGUUUGAUGAGCACGAGGAGUGGCACGAGAAGUGUUGCCACUACUUCAUCCUUACGGCAUCUCGAGGCUUACUGAUGGAACAGGCUCUGCUUCCUGCUCCUCCAGUGUCCUCGGCGCCGGUCAUCAGCUGGAGUCCCACAGUGCUGCCGGUACGCCCUAUUCCCGUGAGUUUAGAGGGGUUGGGGAUGGCUUCCACUCGGCUGGGACCUGAACAGGUGAUGCUAACUGGAGGCUCCAGCAAAGGAGGCCGGCUGGCAGAGACCAGAGCGCUCCUCAGAGGUCAGGAGGGCUGGAGGGCUGUCGUGGAACCAUUCGUCGAUCUGGGUCAGAUAAUUUCCUCCACGUCAAAUGGAAGUGUUAGAAGAUUUACUGGAGGAGGAGUGGUGAUAUACGGAGGUCGCUCCUCACCACUCAACCCCAUCAGGGACAUUUUCAGAGUGACCUUUAACCCCGGUGGUGUGUCUCCAGCUGCAGACCCACAGAGCCAAGCAGCAGAAACGAUUCAUGUGGAGUCGAUGAUCUGCUCAGGAGAUCCGCCUCCACCAAGAUGGAGGCACACUGCCUCUGUGGUCAGUCUCAGAGGCCGAGACUUCCUGUUUGUGUUUGGUGGAAAGAACCAAUCAGAAUCUGCUCUGGGUGACGGUCACUUCCUGAAUCUGGGCCAGCAGAUCUGGACUGAGAUGCCAGUAGAGGGCGCAGCACCACCAGCUCGUCACUCUCACUCAGCGUGUCCCUAUCAGGGGGGGGUGCUGCUGUUCGGGGGACUGAGCAGAGAGGGGUGGCCCCUGGGGGACACGGUGCUGCUGAGGCCGACUGAAAGAGGCUUCUGCUGGGAGAAGCUAGACGUUCAACCCCUUCCUGUUCCCAGAUACGGUCACCGUGCCCAUGUGGUCGGGGAGUGGCUAGUUGUGGUGGGUGGAGUCUGGAUGCACGCAGAGGGGGUGCCAGGCGUUGUCGUGAUCAGCCUCACCUCCUACAGCAGCUUGGAGAUCCGUUUGGACACGAGCUCCGUGCCCUGGCCUUUGAUGCUGCACUCCUUCUGCUCUGAGCUGAUGAACACAGAGGAACCACAGCUGCUCUUGAUUGGAGGAGGAGGAAACUGUUUCUCCUUCGGGACUCAUCUGAACCCCCAGCCGGUCUCUGUAGACCUCAGACCGGUGCUGGACUCAAAACUCCUCUGGUGUACCCAGGUGUCAUAAUAAAAUGUGUAUUCAGAAA
Molecule: messenger RNA, 2355 nt
Organism: Nothobranchius furzeri (turquoise killifish)
Lineage: Eukaryota; Metazoa; Chordata; Actinopteri; Cyprinodontiformes; Nothobranchiidae
Gene: lcmt2
Product: leucine carboxyl methyltransferase 2
Biological process (GO): wybutosine biosynthetic process; tRNA methylation
Molecular function (GO): protein binding; tRNA methyltransferase activity
Source: RefSeq, a predicted model, not a curated record